CUUCUUCGAGAUCAUGCAUGCCAAGGCAAGGCGCAUUUCAGCCUGACCACUACCUCGUUUCGAAGGGCAGCUAUAUAUGCAAUGCUUCCACGAGCGGAGCAAGCCCUAAGACUCCGCUACUGCGCAAACUAUUCCUUGAGCCUCGUCACCGGGUGGAGCAAUGCCGGUUACAAUCGGCUCCGUGGGCGAUAUCGUAGCCCUAUGUCAGAUCCUACGAGACCUCCUCGAAACUUUGGACGAAAGCCGCGGCUCUACCCGAGACUACCAGAAGGCUGUAGAGGAUAUUCGAAACCUUCAACGCCUUCUAUUUACCUUGAAAGAUCUAACCGCGACGUGCGAUAGCUCUUCGGGAUAUGUGGCACUGGGUCAGACAGCAAGGCUGAAGGCGCAGGACUGCCAUGAUCUUAUUGUCGUGUUUCAUGGUAAGAUUGAUAAAUACAAGAAACAUCUCGGAAACUCUAAGAAGAAACGAGGGAAGUGGAAGAAGAAGACUGAAAAUGCGGUUCGCGAAUCUUUCUGGAAGCUACAUUGGCGAAUGUCGCAUAAGGAGUGUGUGGAGCAAUUUCGGACGAACAUUAGAGAUCACACGCAGUCUAUCACGGCUUUGUUAGUGUCGGCACAUCUAAAUUCCUUCGUCAUGGCGGAUGAGCGGUUGCGUCGCCAGGUUGAAGAGUCGAGCAGUCAGCAAGAAGAGUAUUCUGCUCAACAAGCCGCUGAAGUGGAGAACAUUAGAAAACGACUGGAACAAAUGGAGCAAGUACGGCUGAUUGCUCCAUCUACUGAUUGGAUUACUACGUUGACGAAGUUCCGCGAAGAGUUCCUUCAGAAGGCUCAAAUCAUCUGGAAAGUAAGCUACGAGACUUGGAAAGGCGUGGUUUACAUCCAAUCCCAGCUACCUCGCCUUCUUGAACCUUGGAGUGAGCAGCCAGUCAUCCUUGACGAUGCUAUAGGGAGGGUCACGAGGAUGCCUUUAGAGCUUGUUGACAGCUGGGAUAUCUUCGAGGAUGUCCUCCUCGCGCGCUUCAGAGAUAUGCCAGGAUUGGACCGUAUCGCCGGAAAGCAAUACGUACUACAGGACGCGACGAUGAGGAAAGAAAUCUCUCGAAAUGUUCCUUUCAAGUGUAGCUUCCGGCCUGGACGGCGAAUACUGAUGGCGGCUCUUUUCUCCGACGACGCUAUCAAUGACUAGUGUUGUCCGAGUUGUGGUAACUUGAAUGCUGGAACUGCCGAUGACCAUAUAACCUGUGGGGAAUGCGGUAUACAAUACCAGCGUAUCAGUCCGCAGGACGCGCCGCCAUAUGAUACCAAAGACGCCCCAGACAACCUGCUACCUGACUCGAAUUUUACAGAUUGCGUUU
Messenger RNA from Mytilinidion resinicola, 1358 nucleotides. RefSeq lists its product as uncharacterized. Bases 161 to 1189 code for a protein of 342 amino acids. The record is from RefSeq and is a predicted model, not a curated record. NCBI's taxonomy places the organism in Eukaryota, Fungi, Ascomycota, Dothideomycetes, Mytilinidiales, Mytilinidiaceae. The transcript has 6 exons.